UGGCCUGGCACGCAGGCAGGGUCUCUUGGACGGAGUGCAAAGCUGCAGCCAGCUCUACUUUUCGGAGCCGCCUGUCCAACAACUUCCUACAACACCAGCCUGGCCUGUCACUCCACACACAAACAGGCACAAUGGCGGGCGCAAAGAAGAACUUCAAGGCGACCAAGAAGUUUGAGGCCAAGCACCUCAAGGGCGUCCUCGACCAGCGCAAGUCUGUCGCCAAGCUCAAGCAGCGACAACAGAUCAAGACCAAGAAGCAGGCAAAGCACGCACGCGAUGCCGAGUUCUACAAGGGCGGCGAGGGCGAGGAGGGCGCGGCGCCCAAGCCCAGAAACUCCAAGACGGCCAAUGUCAACGACAUGAGCGUAGACGACUUCUUCGGCGGCGGCUUCGAGAUUAUCGACAAGGCGCAGCCUGGCAAGAAGGGCGCUAAGAAGCAGACCGGCAAGAGGAAACGGGACGAUCCGACCGGGGAUGACGACGAGGAGAGCGACUUUGACAUCUCCGACGUCGAGCAGCCGCAGGCCGACGGCGUCGAGGACUCGGACGAGGAUGCGUCCGACUUUGGCGCCAACGACAUCAACAUGAGCAAGGCGGCCAUGGAGAACCUGGCCAAGGACGAUCCCGAGUUCUACAAGUUCCUGCAAGAAAACGACCCCGACGCGCUGGCAUUUGACGACGACGAUCUAGCAGAGGUUGACGACCUCAGCGGUAGCGACGCUGGCGAGGACGAGGAGCAGCCAAAGAAGAAGAAGCAAAAGAAGGACAAGAAGAAGAAGGCGGCGGAAGAGGACGAUGAGGAGAUGGCUGGUGCUGACGAACUCACUGCGCCAAUGGUGGCCAGGUGGAAGCAGUCCUUGUCGGACAACUACUCUCUCCGCGCCGCGAGACAAGUCGUGCUCGCCUUCCGAUCUGCCGCAUACUUGAACGAGGAGGAUGCCGAGGACCGCAAGCAGAAGUACACGAUUUCAGACCCGACAGUCUUCCACGAGAUCUUGAUGGUGGCUCUCAAGCAAAUCCCAGAGGUUCUCAACCACCAUCUUCCCAUCAAGGAGUCCACGAGCGGCAAGAUCCAGGUUCCUACGGAGAACAAGAAGUUCAAGACAUUGUCCGCCCUGCUGCGGUCCUUUGUUUCUGCCAUCCUUCAUCUCCUCACCACGCUCUCCGACGAUGCGACCCUCAAACUUACCCUCUCCGCACUGGAGCCGCUCGUGCCGUACCUCCUGAGUUUCCGCAAGCUCCUCAAAGCCCUGAUCAAGACGGUCGUGGCUUUCUGGUCGCAGGCCACAAGCAGCGACUCGACAAGAAUUACGGCAUUCCUCGUGAUGAGGAGGCUGGUUGUGAUUGGAGACAAGGGCGUCCGCGAGGCUGUGCUGAAGGUGACAUACCAGGGCCUGCUGGCUGGCGCUCGUGUCACAAACACCAACACGGUGCAGGGCAUCAACCUGAUGAAGAACUCUGCCGCCGAGCUGUGGGGUAUCGACCAGACCAUCGGCUACACGACAGCCUUCAGCUUUAUCCGGCAGUCUGCGAUCCAUCUCCGCAACAGCAUCGUGCACAACCAGAACGACUCGUUCAAGACCGUCUACAACUGGCAAUAUGUUCACUCUCUCGACUUUUGGUCGUGCGUGCUCGCCGAGCACUGCAGCCCGCUCAAGGAAGCCGAGGCCGGACGCGAGUCCCAGCUCAGGCCGCUCAUCUACCCUCUGGUGCAGGUGACCCUGGGAGCGAUGAGACUGAUCCCGACAUCCACCUAUUUCCCCCUCCGCUUCCACCUGAUCCGCUCCCUGCUCAGAUUGUCCCGCUCGACGGGGACGUACAUCCCGCUGGCGUCGGCGCUGCUCGAGGUCCUCAACGCGGCCGAAAUGCGGCACAACCCAAAGGCCACGACCAUGAAGCCCCUCGACUUCGCCGUCAACUACAAGGCGCCCAAGUCGUACCUCCGGACGCGCGUGUACCAGGACGGCAUCGGCGAGCAGGUCGUCGAGCUCUUUGCCGAGUACUUUGUCCUGUGGUCCACCAACAUUGCCUUCCCCGAGUUCGCGCUGCCCGUCAUCAUCACGCUCAAGCGCUGGCUGAAGCAGUCGCGCAAGAAGAGCGGCGGCAACAACAGCAGCAACAACAACAAGCUGCGCACGGGGCUCGUGCUGCUCGUGCAGAAGCUCGAGGCCAACGCCAAGUUCAUCGAGGGCAGGCGCGCCAAGGUCGACUUUGCGCCAAAGGACCGCGCCCAGGUAGACAACUUCCUCAAGGGCUUCGAGUGGGAGAAGACGCCCGUGGGCGCGUACGUCGUCGCGCAGCGCAGGGCGGGCGCCGAGAAGGCCAAGAUGCUCGAGCAGGCGAGGAGGGAGGACAAGAAGAAGCGCAAGGAGGAGGAGCAGGAGGCGCUCGAGGACAGAAUGCCCGAGUCGGAUGACGACGACGAGGAAGAGGAGGAAGAUGACGACGAUGUCGACGAGAUGUCGGAGGAUUCGGAAGACGACGAAGAGUAGAGACAGAGAGUAGAGUUAACUCUGUCUGUCUGAGCGAGAAAAGACUGGAGAGCUGUUGCAUAAUCUGCCUGUAGAUAAAAACAGGCCCCUUGAGUUUGUCCAUGGCGUUAGAAGGGAACAACAAGUACAUUUCGAGUCCGCAAUUCUGAGCCUCUGACCUCAUUCGUUCUUGUCCAUGGCCUACAACUUAUAACUCCCCCAUGUCUUGUCCUUGGCGCGUUUUCGUAGCUAAGCCACACGCAAUCCGAGGCAUAAAUCAAGAUGGGCUGGGGCUUACGAAAUGGACCAUUACGACUAACGAGCU
This is a messenger RNA of Microdochium trichocladiopsis, 2796 nucleotides long. Its product is annotated as Noc2p family-domain-containing protein. Bases 132 to 2492 code for a protein of 786 amino acids. The transcript has a single exon. The record is from RefSeq and is a predicted model, not a curated record. Gene Ontology annotation, biological process: ribosomal large subunit biogenesis. Gene Ontology annotation, cellular component: nucleoplasm; nucleolus; Noc1p-Noc2p complex. Lineage: Eukaryota; Fungi; Ascomycota; Sordariomycetes; Xylariales; Microdochiaceae.